AUGCAUCUCCCAAACAGAAGUAUCCAGAGUGUCAACAUAGUCUUCUCCUCUGGGGCCAUAGUCAUGUUGGUAGUAGGAUUAAUCAUGGAAAACUGGGUGGAACUAAUUCCCAAAAUAAGAAAGGAUAAGAUUACCCACAGUCCAUGGCUGGGUUGCUGUCCUGCUUUUUGGCCUGAAGAUAGCCUGGGGGCCAUCAGUAGCAUGAUGAGGAUGAGUCUCAACAUAUCCGUCUAUCUUAAUUUGCUCUUAGGUCUGCAAUUCACCUCUAUGAUUUCUCAAAAUAAGUGCUCGCACCUCUUAAUUGGUUUCCUGAGUUUCUUCACAGGUUGCCUUUUGUUCUAUGCAGUCACUGUGUAUCAUCACAAGCUAAAUAAAGGUCAACAAACAUACUUCAUUACUUACAAGGUCAAAUGGAUUGCUUUCACUGUCUACUUAGCCAUCGCACUCUUUCUUACCUGUGGUAUCUUCUGUUUCAUGCAGUGCACAAAUAAAUGUGCCUGCAUGAAAUUCUGUAUACCAUCCAGCGAAGUUAGUAGCAGAAGGCUGUCUGGGAGUUCAAUCCAAGUUAUUUCAAUUCCAGAGCGCACCACAAUGCCUCGGAGCAUUGUCCAUGUACACUCCAUGACCUCAAAGGAUGGUAACCUGCACAAACCACAUGUACAAUCACGUCGUGUAACCUGGGCUUUAUGA
Molecule: messenger RNA, 690 nt
Organism: Onychomys torridus (southern grasshopper mouse)
Lineage: Eukaryota; Metazoa; Chordata; Mammalia; Rodentia; Cricetidae
Gene: Tmem225
Product: transmembrane protein 225
Exons: 4
Coding region: 1-690 (229 amino acids)
Biological process (GO): negative regulation of phosphatase activity
Source: RefSeq, a predicted model, not a curated record